Molecule: messenger RNA, 2875 nt
Organism: Cladocopium goreaui
Lineage: Eukaryota; Dinophyceae; Suessiales; Symbiodiniaceae
Source: the annotation of a GenBank genome assembly
AUGUUUUGGAAACAAACAAGUGUCAAUGAUUCAAUGCUUUGUGUUCAUGGACUUCAUCAACGACAGGUGCUAUGUCGCGCUUUGGUGAGGAGACAGCGUUUUGGGUGGUACAGGUGCCACAGCAAUCCGAGCAGCGUCUCUGAAUUGGAGGCGUCUCCUACCAACCAAGUGGAGCGACGGAAAGAUGACGUCAUACUUGAGCCCCCAGUGCCCUUGAAGGACGACAAGUCCAUUGAGGCAAUCAUCGCCCGAAGUCGCCAGAAAGAUCUCAUAGAGCGGGUUGGGCCGCAAGCAAUCCGGUACCUUCCGUCUGAAGAUCCAAACGCCUUGCUCUUACCCGACAACAGGUUGGAACCAGCAGAGCGGCGCUGGCAGAAAAUUUUUGUUGCUCUGCCUUGGCUCACGUUUGCUGUCAUGUUGGCGGCUCCUUUGCUGCUGGUCUAUGGCAAUCUACCAUUCUUGCAGCAACGUGCCGAGCAGCAGCGACAGGUUGCCAAGCGUCCAGCGGAGGUCAAGGUCGCAGGCUUUCAGGUUGUGAACUUUGGGCAGAUGCCUGAUGUACUGGAACGGCCUUUUCCAACGAUGCUGCUGCUAUUCCAUCCAGCGACGUAUGCGUCGAAGGUGUUUCUACCAGCAAUGCAAUAUUUUGACCGUCUCCUAAGACAGGGUCACUUGCCGGUGAGUGUGGCGGCGUUGGACCUCACAGCCUCACCUGUACCGCCGGAUUCCUUCAUGUGGCAGUACCCAGGAGCUGGAGCUCCGCACUUGCAGCUGAUCCUCCCAAGAUCCAUGGACGGGGAGGCUGGAGUGGUCGACUACGAUGGCUUGUGGAGUUCUCGCGCCUUGAGCGCAGCAGCUUGUGGCUUGGCAGGCCCAGCAGCAGAGCUGCCUCCAGAGGAGGUUGAAGCACUCGGAUUGAAGAUCCAACGCAUGCGAGACCUGCUUUUUGACUUGCUCUUUUUGGAGGAGCCACAGCCAGUGCAGGCCUCCCGAUGGCAGCGCUGGUUUGGACGCCAGGUGCUUCCAGCCAUCAAGGUGAAAGACAUGUGUGACAUGUGCAGGAUGCUGCCGCGACGGAGCGCCGGCGCCGGCAGACUCUCCACCUGCGAUAGCACCACGUGCUCACAUCAUUUGCCCGCCGCCAUGGGAGUAACUUUGGGCACCGCCGGCAGUGUGAGCGUCUAUGGCUGCGGCUGUCUCUCUGGGGCCUUGCUGGCCAUGUCUUCUUUGAAGCGGCGCCAUGAGGAGGAGCUGGUGGAGCAAAUGGCCUGCCGCGCGCUGACCACCAACGAUUUCGCUGUGGAAGAGGAAUGCCAGUGGUUGCACAGCCUUCUGGCGAUCCUUUGGCCACGAAUAGACAAGUUCCUGAAGGAGCUAGUCCAAGAGCAGAUCUUGCCGGAGAUCGACAAGCAGCUCCCCAAGAUGCUGCGCGGCAGCGUGAGCUUCCCCAAGGUGGACCUGGGGAAAGCGAUUCCGCACUUCCGCAACAUCGCUCUGAGGGAAAACAGCGAUCAGGGCAUUCUGUUGGAGGUAACCAUAGACUUGGCCUCUGACAUGGAUGUGCAGAUCAAGGCAAUGAAGGUGCCCAUUGGCGUGAAGCGCCUCAGCAUCUCUGGGCAGUUGAACGUGCUGUUCCACCCAGCGUCUCCCAAACCGCCCUUCUUCGCCGGGGUCACCGUUUUCUUCGUUGACGCUCCGGAGUUGGACAUGGACUUCACUGGCGCUGCAGAUUUCGUGGACCUGCCGGUGAUUCGCUCGGUGGUCAGGUCCACCAUCCUGGACGCAGUGCGGGGCAUCGCCGUGCUCCCUGCUCGCGUGGCCGUGGAUCUCAAUGAGGACGAUGACACGGACCAGGCGGAUCUCAGCUAUCCACCCCCCAGAGGGGUCCUGAGGGUAUUGGUGAAGAGUGGCUCGCAGCUGCGGGCCGCGGAUCUGAAUCUCAGUGGUGCUUCCUCCGAUCCCUACGUGGUGAUCGAGGUCGGGCAGCAGAGAUGGCAAUCUAGCGUGAUUGAAAAGAGUUUGAACCCUGUGUGGGAGCAUGGCAACGUGGUGGAUUUGUUGGUCUACGAGCCACAGCAGAAGGCUCGCAUCUCUGUCUUCGAUAAGGAUCGCUUCAGCCAGGACGACUUGCUGGGAACUGCCAAAAGCAUCCUCUUGGAGCCCUUUUUGCAAGCGAAGGAGCCGCUGGAUUUCGUCUUGCCAUUGCAGCAUCAAGGUAAAGCAGCUGGGACGCUGACCAUCAGCUGCCGAUGGUUCGAGCUAAGUUCGCAGGCGCCACGGAGCUUCCCCAGUCCAGUGGCGCGGGGACCCUCGCAGCUGCUGUUGGUGGUGAAGCUGAAUGGCAUUUGCGACCUGCCGCAGAGCUACAAGCCGCCGUUUCAGGUGAACAUCACCUGCCACGAUCACCACAUGCAUUCCAAGAAGAGCUCCCCUCCAGGUCAGAUCCGGCCCGUGGCUGAUGAAGUGGCGGACAUCGCGCGUCGCCUGCAGCGCGCUAAGCACAGCUUGCAAGACAUCUCGGAAAUCACCGGUUUGGAGCCUCAGGCUGUGAAGCUGGCGGUGGCACAGGACUGCUCUGAGAGCUUCGCCAAAGCACGGGAGCAGUCGCUGAAGGAAAUGAGCGCCACUCAUCCGGAAUUUAACCAGAUCCUCUACAAGUUGUUACCGUGGACUACGCCAGUGAGUCAAGCAAAGGUUGUUCUGACUCUGGUGGAUCGGUCGGAUAAGCCCAUCAGCAAACCCAUUGCGAAGCCGCUGUCCGCUGCGGUGGGGUCGCACAUUGAGGGCGGCUUUGCGCUGAACGGUGGUGGCACGUUGAACGCAAAGAUCAGCACUACUUGGCUGGCCCUUCCUAACUGAGCAGCGCGCGCCAAAA